AUGGGCAACGGCCAAUUCAAGCUCCUCUUCCCCUCCCACGCCAUGCCCUUCACCAUCCCCGGCAACGAGAUCCCCGACAUCGUCUCAAAGAUAAACGUCAUUCUAGAGGACAUGGAGCAAAAAGGCGUCACCAAAACCGGCGGCUUCACCAUCCCCGCCUCCGACGGCUCCAGCGCCAUAAUCCAAAUCGACAUGCCCACCCCCAGCGACUGGAUCCUCGUCGACGUCGACUCCUCAAUCGUCAUUCAUAAGGCCUUUGUGAGGAAUAUGGUGAGGAGCAAUGGCACGUACAUGGUGCUGCCGAUGAAGGCCGCGGGGCUCAACGCGGCUGAUUUGAAGGCGGCGUGUGCGAGGGUGGCGGCUGGGCCAGCGGUGACUCCGGUGUCGUCGCCGCCGCCGGUCUAUCAGGAGGCGGCAACGGGCGCGGCGAAUUCGGCGACGACGCUGGGGGUGUGA
Messenger RNA from Morchella sextelata, 456 nucleotides. RefSeq lists its product as uncharacterized. The record is from RefSeq and is a predicted model, not a curated record. NCBI's taxonomy places the organism in Eukaryota, Fungi, Ascomycota, Pezizomycetes, Pezizales, Morchellaceae. The transcript has 3 exons. Bases 1 to 456 code for a protein of 151 amino acids.